Molecule: messenger RNA, 453 nt
Organism: Echinops telfairi (small Madagascar hedgehog)
Lineage: Eukaryota; Metazoa; Chordata; Mammalia; Afrosoricida; Tenrecidae
Gene: CALML5
Product: calmodulin like 5
Exons: 1
Coding region: 1-453 (150 amino acids)
Molecular function (GO): enzyme regulator activity; calcium ion binding
Source: RefSeq, a predicted model, not a curated record
AUGGCCCAGAAUCUGACCCCCGAGCAGGUAGAGCAGUUCAAGAUUGCCUUCAAGAAAGUCGACACCAACGGGGAUGGGGCCAUCGACGCCCAAGAGCUGGGCCAGGCGUUGCGGGCGCUGGGCAAGAAUCUCUCCGAGGAGGAGUUGAAGGCCCUAAUCUCCAAGGUGGACAAGGACGGCGACGGCCGCAUCAGCUUCCAAGAGUUCCUGGAAGUAAUAGCCCAAUAUACCAAGGAGAUGGGGGGCAGCGAGCAAAUGCUGCAGUCGGUCUUCCGAGAGUUCGACCUGGACGGCGACGGCCAAAUCACUGUGGCCGAGCUCAAGCUGGCGAUGGGCAAGAUAGGAGCCAACGUCUCGGAGGAGGAGCUGGACCAGAUGAUCAAGGAGGCCGACGAGGACCAGGACGGACGGGUGAACUUCGAGGAGUUCAAGCGCGUACUCUCUUCGAAGUGA